Messenger RNA from Rangifer tarandus platyrhynchus (Svalbard reindeer), 1128 nucleotides. The record is from the annotation of a GenBank genome assembly. Lineage: Eukaryota; Metazoa; Chordata; Mammalia; Artiodactyla; Cervidae.
AUGAACGGACUGUCCGCGCCGCGGCGAGGCCGAGAGCACCCGUUACCGGCGGAGUCCGGAGCGGCGCGGACGGAAGGUAAGGAGGGCGGGGAAGCCCGGGAAAGCGUCAGCGCCCGGGAGCGGCCGGGGAAGCGCCGGCGGAACUGGGCGCGGAGGGCGGCGGCGAGUCCGCGCGCAUCCUGCGGCUCUGGCUCCUCCGAAGGCGGGGGCGCCGCGGCCCCUCCCGCAGCCCUGGGGACGAGAAAAGCCGCCUGUCAAAGGGGUCAAGGGGCAAGAAAAGAAAGGGACGAGAGGUGCGGGCCCUGCUCGGACCGGGAAGCCCCUAGAAGCCCUGCGGCCCCCUCCACCUACGCCCGCCGCAGCGCAGAGGCAACGCACCGGCCUCGCCUCCGCCUCCGGGGUCCCCAGAGGGCGCGCGUUUCCAGCUCCGACCCCUCCCCGCAGCCCCCGGUUCGGCUCGCCGGCCGCGGAGCACUCCGCUGGUCCUUUGUGUCGGGGUGCCCCCACGACGCCCCGGCCCCGCCGCAGGGGCAGUGGCGAGGGUGGUCACUUAUCCCCGCUACCGCCGCCUCCCCGGCCCACCGGCAUCGAGAAGCCGGAAAAGGGUCCGAAAGGGUUUCGGGCUCCUUACCGCGACCGGCGAGUGGAGGUCAGCUCGUUGCGGGGCGCAGCUCCCGUCCGGGGAUCCCAGAGUUCAUCACGGGUCUAUGCGUGGCCAACUUGAAGCUUUCCCUUCGAGAGCCCCCUGCCCGGGCGGCGGGGUGCUGCUUCUCCGGGAAAUUCAGAGAAGCGGGCGGUCGGGAGACUGGUGGGCGGAGGAGCCGGCGCCCCGGCUGGGAACGCGGCCGGCGGGCGAGCGGGGUGUGCCCCGGGGCGCGCCAGGCCGCGGCGGCUCCCGGGAAAGUUCUCCCGGCUGUGCGACGGGUGGCGCCCCGGGCGGGAGCGUCCCAGGUGCAGCUGGGCCGGGCCUGGGUGUCUGCAAAAGGCCCGGGAGCCAAGCCGGGACCCAGUGGCCGGGAAGGGGGCGCCCCUUCUGGGGCGGGGUCUCGGCUGGGGAUGGAGGGCGGAGCAGAGAUGGUCAGAUGGCGAGGUGCUGGAAGGUCCGCACGGGAACCGCGCGGCGCGUGA